Messenger RNA from Medicago truncatula (barrel medic), 1408 nucleotides. Its product is annotated as GDSL esterase/lipase At4g16230. Gene Ontology annotation, molecular function: hydrolase activity, acting on ester bonds. The transcript is spliced from 5 exons. NCBI's taxonomy places the organism in Eukaryota, Viridiplantae, Streptophyta, Magnoliopsida, Fabales, Fabaceae. Bases 98 to 1189 code for a protein of 363 amino acids. The record is from RefSeq and is a predicted model, not a curated record.
UCCACUUCUAUUUCUAGACUCUAGUGGUUAAUUAAAUAAAUACCGAGGACCCUACUUGAACCACGUUGUAAAACAUUAUUUGUUUUAAUAUUUUCUAAUGGGUAUCCCAUUGAAUAUUGUUAAAAUAGUGCUUCGUUGUAUUGUAGUGUUUGCGUUGUGUAGGACUUCAACAACUACAGAUGAAAAACCUGCAAUUUUUAUCUUUGGAGAUUCUCUUCUUGAUAAUGGUAACAAUAAUUACAUUGUUACCCUGGCUAGGGCUAAUUUUCAACCAUAUGGUAUUGAUUUUGGAGGACCGACAGGAAGGUUCACAAAUGGAAGAACCACUGCUGACGUUCUUGAUCAAGAACUUGGUAUUGGUCUUACUCCACCUUACAUGGCUACCACUACAGGUGAACCAAUGGUUCUAAAGGGUGUUAAUUAUGCCUCGGGUGGAGGCGGAAUCCUCAAUAAGACAGGAUUUCUCUUUGGUGGUCGAAUAAACUUCGAUGCACAAAUUGAUAACUUUGCAAAUACAAGAGAACAAAUUAUCAGAACAAUUGGUGUUCCUGCGACUCUCGAGUUGCUUAAGAAUGCUCUCUUCACAGUAGCACUUGGCUCAAAUGAUUUCCUUGAUAACUAUUUAGCACGUACAAAGCAAGAGAGAGAGUUGUUACCUCCAGACAAAUUUGUCGAGACAAUGAUAUCAAAACUCAGAGUACAACUCACGCGACUAUUCAAUUUGGGAGCUAGGAAAAUUGUUGUGCCAAAUGUUGGGCCAAUGGGGUGUAUGCCAUAUAUGAGAGAUAUUAAUCGACUUUCUGGAGACGAGUGUGCUGAAUUUCCUAAUCAACUUGCUCAAUUAUUUAACACCCAAUUGAAGAGCCUUAUUGAAGAAUUGAGGACAAACUUGGUGGGAUCGUUAAUUCUUUAUGCAGAUGCUUACGACAUUACUCAAGAUAUGAUCAAGAAUUAUAAAAAAUAUGGAUUUGAAAAUCCGAGUUCCGCAUGUUGUCAUCAAGCAGGUCGAUAUGGAGGAUUGGUCACUUGUACGGGUGUUUCAAAAGUUUGUGAAGAUCGAUCGAAGUACAUUUUUUGGGAUACUUUCCAUCCCAGUGAUGCUGCCAAUGUUUUCAUUGCAAAGCGUAUGUUACACGGUGAUAGCAAUGACAUUUCACCUAUGAACAUUGGGCAACUCUUACAAGCUUAAGACACAACAAGAACAAUGAUUUUUAUAGUAAAUUAAAUUAUCAGAGUGAGAAACUCUUCAAACCGUUCUUUUAAGAUGUAUCUGUUAGAUAAUACUUGGAGAUUUUAUAUCUUGGUCUAAUGAUGAACCUUAUGAAUUAACAUAUUAUUUUUCAUUUAUUCGUUAUUGGUUUGUAAUAAUAUUAAGUUGGAUGAUGCUAACAUUUGUCCUAAGGACAUA